Molecule: messenger RNA, 1814 nt
Organism: Cyclopterus lumpus (lumpfish)
Lineage: Eukaryota; Metazoa; Chordata; Actinopteri; Perciformes; Cyclopteridae
Gene: cpsf4
Product: cleavage and polyadenylation specific factor 4
Exons: 8
Coding region: 336-1136 (266 amino acids)
Molecular function (GO): RNA binding; zinc ion binding
Source: RefSeq, a predicted model, not a curated record
AAUCCAUUAGGUCAGAGGUCAGUCUGCGCGCUUUCCAUCCAUCCACCGUUGAGAACGAAGAGCAGUUUUGGACGAAUACAAAGUCAGAGACCGACUAACGUUAAUGUUAGAGUGUUUCCCAUUAAAAACAGCCAUACGACGCGACGAAGAGCAGCAGCUUUUUGCGGUUUCUCACGAGGAAGCUCACCGCUUGUUGUUCUCUUAUUGGUUAGCCGAGCUAGCCACUUUAGCUGGCUGUGGAAGAAAGUACUAGCUAGCUACCGAGCUAGCUCAGACUCAAGCUAGCUAGAUCUAGCUAGAUCUCUUCGACCGGAGCGCGACCGACUAACGCAGACAUGCAGGACAUGCUGGCGAACGUGGAUCACCUCAAGUUUGACUUGGAGCUGGCGAUGCAGCAGCAGCUCGGGGCGCAGCCGCUGCCCUUCCCCGGCAUGGACAAGUCCGGGUCUGCUGUGUGCGAGUUCUUCAUGAGAGCAGCAUGUCAAAAAGGUGGGAUGUGUCCGUUCCGUCACAUCAGUGGAGAGAAGACAGUGGUGUGUAAGCACUGGCUCAGAGGUCUGUGUAAGAAGGGAGACCAGUGCGAGUUCCUCCAUGAAUACGACAUGACCAAGAUGCCUGAAUGCUACUUCUACUCCAAGUUUGGUGAGUGCAGCAACAAGGAAUGUCCGUUCCUGCACAUUGAUCCAGAGUCCAAGAUUAAAGACUGUCCCUGGUAUGACCGAGGCUUCUGCAAACACGGUCCUGACUGCAGACACAGACACACAAGAAGGGUGAUCUGUAUGAAUUACCUGGUGGGCUUCUGUCCAGAAGGAAAAUCCUGUAAAUUUAUGCACCCUCGUUUUGAAUUGCCCAUGGGAGCUUCUGAACAGCCUCCUCUACAACAGCAAAUCCAGAACCAGACAAAGCCUGUUCCGAUGAUCGGUCGCUCGUCGCUCUCUCUUAUCCAGCUGACCAACUCCAGUCCAGGCAUGCGGCCGCAGAACCACAUGCCGAUGGCUCCUCCUCAGCAGAAUAACAUGCCUGGCAACAGAGGGCCUCGGCCACUGGACCAGGUCACAUGCUACAAGUGUGGUGAGAAGGGCCACUAUGCCAACAAAUGCACUAAAGGCCAUCUUGCCUUCCUGAGUGGACAAUAACCUUCAGCCUUGAGGUCCCACAAUGCUGAGUCCCCCUGAUGUGAGAUGAGGAGCCACUUUGCUCCACAGGUUGAACUGAAAGACGUUGACUGCCACGUGUGAGUUUAUACAGACACAGGCAGAAGGAAAAACAAACAUAGCUACUUCUAUUUUUUGUGGAUACGGGAAAGAACAAAAAAGGUCACAAUCGUCUGGCUGUGGUCGAAUGACUUGUGCGUAAGUCUUCGUAGUUUUCUACAUUUGUACUGUAAAGCACACUGAAUAUUUAAAUGGACAUCACACCCAGAGUCCAGCAUGGGUGUAGUGCUGUAACAUGUUGCAACGUCUUUACAGGAUAUACGUGUUUCCUUGGGUCAUGUGACUGCAUCAGUGACACCAGACCGGACUUUAUAUUCUGCUACUUUUAGUUAAUCUGUGUAAAUGAAAUAAAGAAAAAAAAAAAAAAAAUGGAUGUGAAGUGCCAGUGGGAAUGUAAAUUCAUGCCGUUUCUACUCAAACUACUGCAAUUAAUCAGACCCCAAAUCCUCAAUGCAGAGGUUUUACAUUUUAAAUCCUAGGAUAUUUUUUUUAACCAGGGGCCCUUCGCUAAGUAUCUCAAAACGAAUUGCAAAGUUGUAUUGGAAGUCUGAACAUAGUUCCAUAAUCUGUACAGUGUUUCAAAUAAAUGUCUUUGUUACA